AUGGAAAAUAGUGAGAUUAAUAAUGAUCAAGUUUCAAAUGAAGCAGUGAUUAGUGAGGUUAAACGCAAGCAUUGUGGUGAUAUUGUGAUAUCAAUAAAGAGCAAGUUGGAACAACUGCCUGCUGUUAACACAGAAUGCAGCAUUUAUAGAGUUCCCAAAUUGCUAUGUCAAAUGAAUAGGAUAGCCUAUGUCCCUCAAGUCAUUUCCAUCGGCCCUUUUCAUCAUGGUUCUAAGGAUUUGAAUGCUACAGAACGUUAUAAGCUUCAAGGUCUUCGUAACUUUCUACGUCGUCUGGAUGACCAUAAGGCGGAGAAAUCGUUGGAGGAGCUUGUGAAAAUCGCUCAAUCUUGGGUAGAAGAAGCUCGUAGAUGUUAUGCAGAUCCGAUAGACAUGGACGACCAUGAAUUUGUUAAGAUGAUGCUUGUGGAUGGUUGCUUCAUAGUAGAAUUCUUUAUACUUGUUCAUAACCAAUACACUACUUCAGCUGAUCAUAAGUUCCCUCAAAUUGAUCCAAAUGUUGACCUUCUAUUUUAUCAAGGAAUAAUUCCUGAUGUAUAUUUUGACUUGAUAAAACUCGAAAAUCAACUUCCUUUCUUCCUUCUUCAACGUUUGUUUGAGCUAAUACCAAAAGAAAACAACCCCAAAUCUCUAAUCCCAGAUAAUGAAUUUUCCACCAUCUCCUUUCUAGAACUUACAUUUGAGUUUCUUCGUCUUGGGUGGGUAGAAAAUUAUGUACAACUUGGUGAAAGAAUUGUUUGGUCUGAGUUUGACCCUGAACACUUGGUGGAUUUCUUAAGGCUAUACUACAUAUCGAGUUCAGAUGAUGAAUAUCGCGACAACAAGAAGAUUAAUAUUUUAAGCUUCUUCUACUUGUGUCGUCGAUAUUUGAACAGGACUAAUAAGGAAACAAGUGGGAAGAAGAAGGUUCAUGCAGAAAACGGAGAAAAACAAAGGACUCUUUCAAUCUUCAAACGAACCUACUCGCCAGAAUAUUGGACGAAGGCGAAGAAUAAUCUGUUGAGCAGAACAGGCUCAUGUUUUGGUCGGAAUAAGAAGAAGCAUGUGGAAAAUGACCAUGAUGAAAGUUACCAUGAGGAAAAGAUGUGGAUUCCUCCAUCUAUAACUGAACUCUCUGAGGCUGGUGUCACCAUAAAAAAGGCAAAAAAGUCUCCAUUUAUAACCAACAUAACCUUCAAAAAUGGGGUUUUGGAAAUCCCACCUAUAGUUAUUGACGAUUACUUCGAAACCAUUACUCGAAACUUGAUAGCAUAUGAGCAUCUAGACGCAAAAAAUUAUCAAGAAAUGAAUGUAAUCUCAUAUAUCUUAUUUAUGGAUUAUUUGAUAAGCAUAGAGAAAGAUGUGAGUUUGCUUGAGAAGGCAGGAAUCAUAGUCAACGAUAUCGGUGGCAGCGAUAAAGAAGUUUCAGAAUUGUUUAACAAUCUCAGUAAAUUUGUCAAUAGGUCAGGUGAUAUUAGUGCAUAUUUCGAGAAAUUCAACGGUAUCAGCAAAGCUUUAUGUGAGCAUCGUGACAGACGGUGGAACAAGUUGAAAGCUUCGUUAAAACAUAAUUAUUUCAAUACGCCAUGGGCUGGUAUCUCCGUUUUUGCUGCAACCUUCAUUAUUGUUCUCACUCUCCUUCAAACAAUAUUUGCUGGUAUAUCCACUUUCUAG
This is a messenger RNA of Cucumis melo (muskmelon), 1671 nucleotides long. RefSeq names its product UPF0481 protein At3g47200-like. The coding region runs from base 1 to 1671 and encodes 556 amino acids. Lineage: Eukaryota; Viridiplantae; Streptophyta; Magnoliopsida; Cucurbitales; Cucurbitaceae. The record is from RefSeq and is a predicted model, not a curated record. The transcript has a single exon.